AUGCUCAACGUCAUAUCCACGCCACCGUCUCGUGCGCCCCGUCUCGCCUCUCUCGAACCUUAUCAACCUCGAAGCGGAACUACAGGCGUCCCGUCAGCCAUUGUAUCGCGUCGUCGAGUGAUCGGUCAACUCGUCCCAAGAGCAGCAUCUCCAAUCAUCGAAUCAUCUUCUUCUCAAGAUGGGGACGUGACAUCAAAGCUCGAUGUCUUGAUCGGAUCCAUCGAAGGCGUUCUUAAAGGCUAUGCUGUGUAUCCCUCUCGCUCCCCAACCUAUUUUGCGAGCUUGAGGGACUUUCACCGCCGAGCUCUGGAGCUCAAAGCCGUGCCUGUUGACAGAGAUAUCUGUCAGGGUCCUGCGCGAACGUCGCUGGCUCAGCCCGAGGCGCAUGGACGCGAGGUAGAUACUGACCUCGGCUACCACGACGAAUCACUCGGCACGGCCAAUACUGCUCAGAAGUCAUCCCUUCACGAAUCCGUCCGCUCGGCUCCGAGUCGCCUGCCUAUGCAUCGCUCGCCGUCGUGCAAUUCUCUACGGCCUCGUCCCCCGCGCUUGCCAUAUUUGAAUGAAACGGACCCACUCUCCAAGGAUGUUCGAAAUCUCGCGCACGAGUGGUGGAAUAGUGAAGUCGCAGCUGCAUGGUAUGGACCAAGGCCGGGGGUCAGGUCUCCUCCAAAGUCUCCUGUUGAUCGACAGAGGAAGAAAUCGCUCGAAGAUAGAGGACGCUUCGGGACAGACGGACGCGAUAGACGGCGAGAGGAGGAAAGGGAGAAGAGCAUUAAAAGGGAUUCUAGCUUUGUUGGCCUGUAUGAUGAAUAG
Messenger RNA from Kockovaella imperatae, 816 nucleotides. RefSeq lists its product as hypothetical. NCBI's taxonomy places the organism in Eukaryota, Fungi, Basidiomycota, Tremellomycetes, Tremellales, Cuniculitremaceae. The transcript has a single exon. The record is from RefSeq and is a predicted model, not a curated record. The coding region runs from base 1 to 816 and encodes 271 amino acids.